UUUACAAAUUCAUUAGUUGCUGAUAUUCUGUCUGAGUUUUGGAGGUGGCCAUUCACCACGAACGUGAUCAAUGAAUGAAUAUUAAAAAAAAGUGAUGUGUCUGAAGAAUGAAACUGAGAAAGUGGUUGUAGUUAUAAUGGAUAAAGAGCACCACCCAGUGGAAAGAUUUGUGUUUGAAAUAUCACAGCCUCCACUGCUAUCCAUCAGCUCAGAGACUUUGCUGUCCCAUGUGGAACAGCUGCUGAGAGCUGUGAUCCUAAAGAUUAGUGUGUGUGACGCUGUUCUGGACAACAAUUCUCCAGGAUGCACAUUCACAGUGCUGGUACACACCAGGGAAGCUGCUACAAGAAAUAUGGAGAAAGUUCAGGUCAUCAAGGAUUUUCCAUGGAUUGUAGCACAUGAGCAGGAAGUUCACAUGGAAGAACCAAAACUCAUUCCUCUAAAAACUAUGACCUCUGAUAUUCUCAAGGUUGUGAGCAAAGAUGCCUGCAUAUCUGCUCGUUGUUUAAUGGUAGAUCAACUCUUAACUGGAUGAAUUCUAGUGCUGCUUCUGCAACCUGAGAAGCCUCUCAGCAGAUACAACCACUCUGUAAGUUUCGUGGUUGAAAAGGAGAACACAGCCCCACCCAUCCCCUGCCUGCAGAAGAAGGGCUGUUACCAGGCACUGGUAAUAUGGCUUUUCAACCACAUGGGGGAGCCAUAAGCCAAUCUUACUUGAAAAACUAAAUACUGCUUUAAAUGCAACCAUAAUUGUUUUCACCAAUGAAAAGAUCUAGUGUUUUAUUUAAGAGCUGUGUUUUAGUUUUUAUCUAUACAGUGGUAUAGCAGUGAUGUCCUAAGAGUGUGAAUAAAUCAUAGAUCCACAGCUUAAAGGGAUAGUUCACCCAAAAAUGAAAAUUCUGUCAUUUACUCACUCUCAUGUUGUUACACACCUGUAAAAAUUUCUUUAUUCUGAUGAACAUGAAGGAAGAUAUUAUGAGAAAUGUUUUUAACUAAACCAUUCAUGGACCCCAUUUACUUCCAUAGUAUUCUUUUAUCCUACUAUGGAAGUCAAUGAGCUACACAAAAGUCACUUGUAAUGUGAAUGCGACUUUAGACACGCAGGUGAAACAGGUACACGUAUUUGUAUUUUUCAGGUGUUUCAAAAUCUGGUCAGGGUAUAUUCUGGCAAGUAAGAGGCAGGGCAACAUUUAAAAUUCUUCAAAGUAAAAGUUCAUAGAAACAGAUUAAUAGAUAAAUUUGUCAAAUAUUUAUGGUUUACACUGGAUUUUGCUAUAUAAAGUAGAGCACAAGUGAAGUGGUGUUUGCCUCUCCGAUCCCAAUUGCUUUAACAUUUUCUUUUUCUAAUGCGUCUUUUGCUUAAUAUUAAUAAUUUUGAGAUACUUGCAAUUAAAAAAUGUGCUGCAUCCUCUUAUGUUUAAUAUUCCCAUUAAAGAGAGCAUUUUGAAUUCAAACUAAUUAAAGAUAGGAGACUAAACUAAGAUGUCAAGACCGAAAAAAAUAAAACAAUUAACCAUUAGUUAUCACAUGAUCUGUCUUUAAAAGGCAGAUGUAUCUCCAGGUUAUUGUGAAUCAAUUAAACAAACUGGAACUAUGUAUAUUUAGAACAUUAGUACUAGUUCAGUUAAGUAUAAAGAAUCCAACUAUAUCAGAGAGUGGAAUAACAAACCCAUCCAAGUAUAACCUCCAUUUUGUAAUAGAUUGUAAAGUCCAUUGAUAUGGGUGUCCAUCUUGCCUAUUGUGGAGCUGCCAGAUGGCACAGAGGCCAAAUGUCUCAGUGCAAGUGGUACAAUUGUCUCGCUCCUAUAACAACAGAAUUCAAUUAUAUAUAAGUGUAACAAUAAAUUAAGAAAACUCAAUGUUGGAACACAACAACACUGUAUGUAGAUAAGGUGCAGCCCCUGUGUUCACAAAACCCAAUCACUACCAAAUUCCCAUCAUUAUUACAAUGGUUUGUUCUCUCUGAAUAUUUAAGGAAAGUUUGCAAAAUUUUCAGGUGGAUUUUCUAUAUGGGGUUCCUUUCUACAUGAUGUUGUGUCUUUGGACACAGCACCAUGUAUUUUUAAUUUUACUUGAGGAAUCUGAGGCCAGAUGUAUACUAUUACAGCGUGGUCCUUUUGCCAGGUAUGCAAUGCUUUCGUAUGCUUACAACUUGUUAUUAAACUAUAUGCUUAAUAUUUGUUUUGGACUGUUAAUUGGCCUUUGAAUUAUGAUCUCCUCACCUGGCUAAUGAGUUAUGUUUGCAUUUAUUCUGGAUUAUUCUGAAUUUUUGACUUUUGUAAAUUACAAUGUAUCCUUUGUUAACACAAAUCUACGAUCGAAGUUAAGUUCAUGGUAAUUAAGUUCUACCUCUAACUAAGAUGUUAAGUAAUCGCAAAUGUGGGCUAUCAGGGUGGUAGUUAUAACCAAGGUCAUUGUUUCUGCUUCAAGUUGUUAUAGUCAUACUAUUUAACUAAGCCAGAUGGCACUGGCCUGAACCCCUGAUUAUUUUUGAGCUUGAUAUUAAGCAAUUGCAUGAGGCUACAUGGGUACAUUUAAAAAUAUCACAUAAGCAUGGAGCGAUAUUUUUAAAUUGCUUUAGUCAUAACCUCUGGUUAUUGUAUAGUCAGAUUAAUUAUUUAACCUUAACUAAGUUGUUAUGCAAUCUUACCGUCAGAGUGGUAGUCAUAACCUCUGGGCAUUGUCUCUGCUUUAAUUAAGUUGUUAUAUUAUAUUGUUUGGUAUUUUCUGACAGAUGGCGCUGGCCUGAACCCCUGAUUAUUCUGGGCUUUGUAUAUGGGCAAAUGCACGGGUCUACAUGGUUGACCUUUUAGCAAUAUUGCAUGAGCGGCUUUAAUAUUGCUUUAACUGAAUGAUCAAAAACAAUAUUGAGUAAAUAGGUAAGGCAAACAUUUAUCUAAAAUCUAUAAUUAACAAGGAUAACUACUAUCUAUUUGAUAGUGUUGUAGACAAGACCACCUAAACCGAGACCAAGUCAUGACCAGGCUUAGGCCGAGUCAAGACCAAGACAGACCGAGACCAAGUCAAGACCAAAACCAGUGCAAGUCACUGCAUUAAAACACUUAUGAUAAAAUGUGGAAUAUGCAUAUGAUUAGGCACUUCUUAUCUGUGUGUAUUUGUGUGUGUGUGUGUGUGUGUGUGUGUGUGUGUGUGUCUGUGUAUGCCAUCAGAGAAGUUGAUAAAACAAUCAAAGGCAUUGCAGAUAUGUGGGAAUUUAUCUUUGUCUAUAAGCAAAUAAAAGUGAACAAACACUUAAGAGGUAAAAUCAAUUUAACCGUUUAUUUUGAACUGUCUUUCCAUGGCUUGCCAUCCACUUAAAACAAUGCAUGUGUCUUUACUCUUUAGUAAUAAAAUUUGAAAAAUUGUCAUUGGGAGAAACUUAAACAAUGCAUACACAAUGCCAACAUCAUAUGCCAAACCUGAAUAAACUCUAUAAAAUUAAUAAUAAAAAAAAUUGACAUCAGUUGUGGUCUUGACCAGUCUUGAAAUAAAAUUCAGAGUCCUCUUUGUCUGAGACCGAGACGAGACCAAGACCUUUAAAAACUACAAUACUACUAUUUGAUUUAUAUUAUAAGCAGCAAGAUUCGAUCUUUUGGAGUCAGAUAAAACUACCUAAAUUACAUAAUGCUGAACAAAUGCUGCUUUUAAAUAAACAUUUAUGUUUAUAAGUUAAUGAUAAUUUUUUUAUUUCUCAUAACCCGCAAUUUAUUAAAAUGCACAUCAUUUUUUAUUAUUCUGUCUGUCCUGUGAGUUGCCCACCGCACAUGCGGAUAGGUUUUAACAUGUGUGUGUGUUAGUAACCUAAAUAAAUACAGAAAUAUGCAGUAUUACAAAUUAGUAGGUAGGCCUGUGCAUUGUAUAGAGGGUAUGCAUGUGAUGUCACCUUCGGCGAAAAUGACUGCAGUUACGCCCACUGAGUGGAAAAAAGUCUGAGCGACAGCAUUAGCAUAGUGUGAAAACGUGUCUAAAAUAAGACUGCCCUAUAACAGACUAAAUUUGGAGUGGUCUUUUUCCAGAUUGCAAAAAACACUCUAAUGAAAAGUAAAGCAGUAGUAGUACAGUAUAUGCAGGUAAAAUUUUGGAAUAAAAAAUCCUAUUAAAAUACACCAAUGAAUAGUUCUGUGUAAUUGCAAAGUUUUGUCAGUGAGCCUUCAUUAAAAAACAUCCAUUAUGAUGAGCCUUGUGUUCUACAAAGGUUGGAUGGUUUAAUAGUGUUGACAAACAUAUGUCAGGAAAAGCAAUGUAUGGCCAUAUGCCAAUGUCCAUAGACUACUGGUUGUUUAGCAAGUUGUUAGGGUCACUGUUAAGGCCAACUAAAUUCAAUUUAAGCUGAUAAUAGUCCGUUUUACUGGCGUUUUCGCAGCAGCCACUAUGAAAACCAGCCAUUUUGUUGAAUGUUUUGCCACUCAACAGUGCGAGUUCCGGCGUGGUCACGUGGAAAAGUGACGUCAAUGCAUACCUUCAAUAGACGGUUUCAGCAGUAACAACAUAAACAAGCGGCUGUCACGGCCCGCACAUAACUUCCGGUAAACUCCGCUAAUAAUAAAUAACAACAAAGUACUUUAAACGUAGUUUAUUUAUAUAACAAGCACAAAAAAAACCCCAUAGAUUACCUAGGAAACCAAAACAUUUGUUAUUUUUGAUGAAGCAUUUGUUCAAGAGAUCAGUUUAGCAACUAGUCAAACCAUAAAAAAACGAAACCGGAAGUAAAGUUCGGAUCCAGACGUUUAUUACGUGCGUCCAAUGAAACCGUCUAUAGAAGAAGAAAACGAAACAGGAAGGAACAUUGUGCUAGUUACCAGUCAUGUGGUGGUUAACCACGUGUGCUUGCUUUGCUGAUGGUGAAAUGCGAUAGGGAAGUUUGCCAGAAUAUACCCUGAUCAAGCCCCUUGAGGAAAAAGAGGGACAAACUAAAACAGUUAAUAAUUUAUCACUUCUGCAGCAGCGAUGUUUCAUUUAUUCACAUAAUAUGUGGAUAAACUGUAACUUUAUUCAUCUGUCAACUGUUCUACCUCUAAUCAUAAACAUCAGUCUCUGUAUGGCAACUUGUUAUAAUGGAGAGUAUGAAAUUAAUGGCCAGUGCUGUCCAAUGUGUGAUGCAGGAAAGCGAGUUUUUGAGCACUGUGAUGAGUUCACAAGCAUAACAUGUGUAUCAUGUACUAAAGACACUUACACAGACUCUUCUAAUGGAUUAAGAGAGUGUCUGCAGUGUUCUGUCUGUGAUUUAAGUAAUGGCCUGAGAGUAAUGAAAGCAUGUACAGUGACAUCAAAUACAGUGUGUGAGCCUCUGUCAGGUCAUUACUGUAUAGAAGUAAAGGGGAAAAGCUGUUUAAAGGCUGAAAAGCAUACAACCUGCUCACCUGGACAGUAUAUCAACCAGACCGGAACAGAAUUUCGAGAUACGGUGUGUGCACCCUGUCCUGCUGGUUCAUAUUCAGAUGGUACACUUUGCAAAUUACACACAAACUGUGAAUCUUUUAGGAAAAUGACAAUCAAACCAGGAACAGAAAAAGUUGAUGCUGAGUGUAGUAAUGAUGGACAUUCUUAUAAACUACCUCUGAUUCCUUUAUUGUGUGGAGUGUGUGUGUGUUGGCUGUCAUCGUUGUAAUUGUUGUAAUUAUUGUAAAGAAAAAAAAGUCUUAUCGUCUUGCAGCUCGAGAUCCACAUUCCACCGGUUAUAAACAUUAAAUUAUUUUGUAAAACCAAA
This is a messenger RNA of Misgurnus anguillicaudatus (oriental weatherfish), 5707 nucleotides long. The record is from RefSeq and is a predicted model, not a curated record. Lineage: Eukaryota; Metazoa; Chordata; Actinopteri; Cypriniformes; Cobitidae.